UACUGGGUGUUAACGUCAUGAUCUCGCGAGAUUUCACGGCAGGAUAAAAAAGUUUGGAGCGAUUUAAAGAUUGAAUUCAGUUAGUUUUUUGCGGCGAGGGGACUGACAAGGUGUUCGGCAUAGCUAAGGGAUUCAGCGGCAAAUAUUUGGAACAAAUGGAGACCAGGAUCACAUUUGGAUCAUCUACCAGUCCAUGCAGGACUGUUAGUCAGGAGGACCAAGUAUUGGAGGAAAAAGGAAGCUGUGACCCAGACAAAAUCAUUCAGUGUCCGUACGACAAAAACCACCAGAUCCGCAACAGCAGGUUUCCGUAUCACAUUCUGAAAUGCCGUAAGAAUCACCCAAAGUUGGCCAAUGAGCUGAGGGCCUGCCCUUUCAAUGCUCGCCACCUGGUUCCUAAACAAGAGCUGGCUCAACAUAUUGAGAUGUGUGAGAACCGGAGAAGCCCUGAAGAAUCUGAAGAGAAAGAUGAAGACUGUGCAUGGCGUGUUCCUGUCCGAACGCGGGAAAAUCCGUGCAAGACGGAGGACUGGGACAUGGAGGCAGACGACCAUGCUGUUCCAUUUGUGUGGGGCGUGACACCCCAGAUGAAUCAACAGCCAGUCAACAAUCUUCCUCAGGGUUUAAGAGCACCCAACGCCCUCCCCUGGGAGUCUUUCAAGCAAUAACUAUUGUUGUUAAUCCAGACAUUUUAUUAUAAUGUUAUUUAAUCUUGAUUUUAAAAAGUUUUAAUUGGACUACAUUUUAAGUUCUGUCUCAACAUAACGGUAAACUUUUUUAUCUCAACUUUUUUUGAUUACAUUUUCAAACUUUUUUUUCAUAUAUCUACCAGAUGUGACUUGUUUGCACACGACCCUUUAAUAUUUGCCUUUUAUCUCUUUAUUAUUGUAAAUGUUUGAACAAAGAAGUGCUGAAUCCACUGGUCAAAAUGCAGCAGUUUUUAUUUUGUGUUACUGUUUUUGCUAAACUAUUGAAGUAAUGCUGCAGGUGC
Molecule: messenger RNA, 991 nt
Organism: Oryzias melastigma (Indian medaka)
Lineage: Eukaryota; Metazoa; Chordata; Actinopteri; Beloniformes; Adrianichthyidae
Product: gametocyte-specific factor 1
Exons: 7
Coding region: 156-668 (170 amino acids)
Source: RefSeq, a predicted model, not a curated record